CUUUCCAAUAACAAGAUCAGUGGUUUAGAUGUUCAGAUGUUCGAAAGCCUGACUUCUCUGGCAAAACUAGAUAUAAGCCACAACAAGAUUUCUACAUUAGAAGAUGGAAUAUUUGAUAAUUUAUUUAAUUUAAGUGAAAUAAACUUAAGUUGGAAUCCAUUUGUUUGUGACUGCAAACUUUCCUGGUUGCCCCGUUGGGUAGAAGACAGAAAAGUGAAAGUUAUUCAGGCAUCAGAUACAAGAUGCACCCACCCUCCUGAGGUGGCAAACCUUUCCCUCUUUGAUGUCUCCUUCAUCAAUGCUACUUGUGGAGCUCAAUACAUAACGUGUCUGACAAGCAACCACACAGAAGGGGAUGAAUUUGUCGUCUUCUUCACCUCUGUUCACCCUGGGAACCUCACUGAGGAGAUCUGCAGUGCCCUCUGUUAUGCUGAAGACCAGGAAUAUGGAGGUUUCAGCGCCCAGGGGCAGUGUUUGUGUGGUACUGCCCAUGAAACAAACUCUUCUGCUGGCUGUUUGCCAUUUUGCACUGAGCAUUGGUCCGGGCAGGCCUGUGGUGGCCCAUCACUCGUCCCCUCUCCCUUCCAGGCACAGCUGCCUGUGGCUUUUGCAGGACUUCAGCCCCGGUACAGCCUAUACCAGGCCGUGCUCUUCAAUGUCAGUAUUCCCAUUGCUGUCAGCACUUUACUGUGGGAAUUUGGGGACCAGACAGAGGUUCUCAACACCACUGGCAAUGCAGUUGUCCACAUGUAUGCCUUACCUGGGCAGUACAAUGUCACUGCCACCAUCUUCGUGGGCACCAAGGUCUUAUAUGUGCAGGCAGAAAUUGAGGUGGUGGCUUCCCCUCAACAGUUAGAACUGCAGUGUCCUUCCUUGGUCAAGACAAAGGAGAGUCUGGACAUACGGAUCCGCAACAGAGGUGGCACUGGCCUUGCGGUGGUGUAUGGUAUCACCGCAGAGGCUGGAGAGCUGAGCAGAGCAGUUCACCCCCUGUGCCCCCGUGAUGGUUUGGUUUUCCUGGGCAAUAACCACUGCUAUCAGCUGGUGGUGGAGAAGGCCGAGUGGCUGGAGGCCCAGCAGCACUGCCAGGAGCAUGGCAAUGGAGAGCUGGCUUUUGUGAGCAGCCCUGAGAUCCAGAGCUUCUUGGUCGCUCAUGUCAUCAGGAGCCUUGAUGUCUGGAUUGGAUUCAAUGAUUUUGCAAGCACUGGAGCACAGCAAAGAGGUGAAGGAUUUAAUCUGGAGAGCUGUCAGAACUGGCUGCCAGGAGAACCCCAUCCGUCAAACGCUGACCACUGUGUCCGCAUGGGCCCAACGGGCCAGUGUAACACAGACCUGUGCAUGGCCAAGCACAGCUACGUCUGCGAGUACAAGCCAAAAGGAGUUCUAUUAAAUGCCAAAAACUUCUUUGUGGGAGACCCUGAGUUUCACACACAUGAGGCUGUGAAAAAUGUGACAGAAGAUGUGCUGUCAGCUCCGUGGCAAGCUGUGGAGGUGAUGGUGUUCCCUGAGCUGGCAUUCAGGCACGAGGGAUAUUUGACUGCCCUGGAGUUUGUGACGCAGGAACUGCAUCAAGCUGUUCAAGUGAGGUUCCAGGUGCACAGACCAAUAGAUGGAGAAGGCUACCGGGAGGAAAAAAAUGCUACAGAAUCAUUCCACACUGCUCAGGAUGAUAUGAGCUGGACGCUACUUGAAUGUCCUCCUGGUUUUGAGUGGUGUCAUCUUACUAAUUUGUGCUCGUCACUGAACAACUGCUGCAACGCGACUGAGUGUGCCAACAGUUCCCUUGCCAGCAGCCCUACCCCUGUUUCCCCUCAGCACAAUGAAAGUCAGCUCAGCUAUGAACUCAUCGAGGAAUUUCUCUUUACAAUACCAGCUGGCCCUUCUUCCCAGUAUCUGGUCACAUUCAGAAAAGAAAAUAUUUUUGUCAGGGCUGAGGAUGUCUUCAGUAUCCAGCACAAUGCAGGCUUGGGCUUACUCCUCCAGUGCCAACCAAGUACCACAUCUCCUUACAGAACCAACGUCUUAAUCAUGAACUCCUCAGAGUGGGCACUGGGCCUGUCUGAUGGCUCCAUUGGUGCCACCUGGAUAAACAACACCGUUUGCUCUGUUCGAGUUCGCUACGCUGAGGAACAAUUGGUCCCAGUGAUCAGCCCCCACAAUGCGGGGCUGGAGCAUCCAGGCCGCUACACAGUCAGAGCCAGCGUGGACAACGGGUUCUUCAGCACCAAUCUGUCUUGCAGUUUCUGGGUGACCUCCUGGGUGUCAGGCCUGCGGGUGAUCCACCCCGCUCCUCAGGGCGGCAGGGUGUACCUACCAUCCAACCACACCACCCUGGUUGUCAAAAUCUCCUCGGGGGUGAACGCGACAGCUAGCUGGCUGGGGGACAACCACACCUUUCCCUUCGAGGGGUCCUGCCCAGCGGCUGUUGUGCCGCUGACGACCGACUGUGCCAGGGAGACCAACGACACCUGGUUUGCUGUGGUCAGCCUGAGUGGCCUCAGGGAGGGGGUGAGCACCCACAUGCUUGUUGUGGACAACACCGUGAGCUCCCAGAACAUCACCAUCACGGUGAAAGUGGAGGAGCCCAUCCGUGGGCUGAGGGCCACCCCUGACCCCGAGAGCAGAGUCCUGCUAAAUACACGAGUGAGCUACGUCCCUGUGAUGGAAGCUGGGUCAGAUGUGACUUUCCGAUGGACAGUAGAUGAUAAGCCAUCUUUCACUUUUUACAAUGUUGUCUUCAACGUUAUCUACCAAAGCCCAGCUGUGUACAAGCUUUCGCUCACCGCCUCCAACCACGUCAGUAACUUUACAAUCAAUUACAAUGUCACGGUGGAGAUGAUGAAUAAGAUGAAGAACCUGACUGUGUUGGGUGUCCUGCCAGUCCUCCCUCUGAACAGCACCGUGGAGCUUACGGCAAGAGUUCAGGUCGAUUCAGCUGUGGAUGCUAUGUUCCUGUGGGAUUUUGGAGAUGGUGUCCAGGAGACAUACCUGUUCAAACCUCCCUACAACAAGUCUUUCCUUGUUCCUGAUCCCAGCGUCCAUGAGGUUGUAAUUGAGCAUAAUGUUUCACACGUCUAUCAGGACCCAGGCGAAUAUGCCCUGAUGGUUCUUGUGUCAAACCAGUUUGAGAACCUCACCCACUUGACCCCAGUGCACGUCCACAGUUACCUAAUUGAUGUGAAGAUGGAAGUAGAGGAGAACGUUUUAGUUGUGAGCCGUCCGGUCACCUUCAGAGCCAGUCCUCUGCCAUCUCCUUACGGCGUCAUGUACACCUGGGACUUCGGGGACGGGUCCUCCCUGCUGACAACAAGCCAGUCUCCAGUGACAUACAGCUACCCCAGGAGAGGAGUGUACAACAUCACCGUGACAGCAAACAAUACCAUAAGCAGUGUGGAGACAGUUGAGUGCUACCAAGUGUUUGAAGAGAUCACUGGGCUCCAUGUUUCUGCAGACAAGGCAGCGGAGCUGGGAGCAUCUGUGAGCAUUAAUGCCUCGGUGCAGACAGGGGACAGUAUCACCUGGAUGUUUGAUAUGGGGGAUGGGACGGUGCUGAGGAGGCAGGUGCCGGUCGUGGAACAUGUGUACAUGAAGGACAUCAACUGCACUGUGAACGUGACAGCUGUGAAUCCUGUGAACUCUGUCUCCCAGACUGUGCCUGUUCGGAUAUUUGUCCUGGAAGUACUCAAAAUAGAGCCAACUUCUUGCAUCCUUGAGCACCCAGACGUGCAGCUCACGGCGUAUGUGACGGGGAAUCCUGAUGAAUACAUAUUCGAUUGGACUUUUGGAGAUGGCUCGUCCAAUGUCACAAUCAGUGGGGACCCUGUGGUGAUGCACAACUUCACCCGAAGCGGGACGUUCCCCCUCUCCCUGACUCUCUCGAGCAGGUUUAACAAGGCUCACUAUUUCACCAGCGUCUGUGUGGAGCCAGAGAUAGUCAAUGUCACCCUUCUCCCCUCCAAGCAGUUUGUGAGACUUGGUGAAGAGAGCAGCUUCCAGGUCAGUGCCAUGCCUCUCUACCAGUACCGCUACCGCUGGGAUUUUGGGAACAAUGAGUCCACUAGAUCGAGUGGGACUGAAGUGACCUACACCUACAAGAACACAGGGGUCUUCCUGGUCACGGUGACUGUCUCCAACAAUGUCUCUUUCAACAAUGACACAGCAUUUGUGGAAGUCCAGGAACCAGUUGGGGUAGCAAAGAUUGAAUAUAACGGGACAAAUGUUUUGGAGCUGAACCAGAUCUACCUGUUCUCUGCCAGCAUAAGUGGAACAAAAGUGAGUUACUGUUGGGACUUUGGAGAUGGCACUACACAGCCUGGCCAAAUUGCUGCCCAUUCCUACAACAACACAGGCCAUUACACUAUUAGUGUGACAGGCUGGAAUGAUGUCAGCUUUAAUGAGACCGUCAUUGAUGUCACAGUGAAACGUCGGCUCCAUGGGCUGACCAUCAAUGCCAGCAGGACAGUGGUGCCAUUGAAUGGCUCAGUCAGUUUUGUAGCCACGCUUGUAGCUGGCAGUGCCAUCCGUUACUCGUGGAUCCUCUGUGACCGCUGCACUCCUAUCCAAGGCUCCUCCACAAUUUCCUACACUUUCCGGUCCGUGGGCACAUUCAAUGUCAUUGUGACAGCAGAGAACAAGAUCAGCUCGUUGCAGGACAGCAUCUACGUCUAUGUCCUGGAGCAGAUUGAAGGCCUGCAGGUGGCUGGCAGUGACCUGGUGGAAGACAUGUAUUUCCCAACUAACAAAACACUCCAUUUGCAAGCAGUGGUGAGAGAGGGAACAAACAUCUCUUACAGCUGGGUAGCCCAACGGGAUGGCAGUGCUGUGCAGACCUUCACUGGGAAAACCUUCUCCUUGAGCAUCCUAGAAGCUGGAAACUACACUGUCUAUCUGAAAGCCACUAAUAUGCUAGGCUGUGCAACUGCUAACAGGACACUGGAGUUCAUUGAAAGCAUCGGUCUUCUGAAGCCUUAUGCCUUCCCCAACCCAGUUGCUAUUAAUGCCUCUGUUAACAUAAGUACCACCAUAACCAGUGGCACUGGCAUCACGUAUGUUUGGUAUCUAGAAGAUGGCUUCUCCUCUGUUACUUCUGAACCCUUUAUUAUAUACUCCUUCCAAAGCCCUGGAGUGAUUGAGGUUGUCAUUGGAGCAGAAAACAAGCUGGAUUCAACCAAUGCAACAAUUAAUAUCUGUGUAGAGGAGGUCAUAGAGGGGCUGAGUAUAGGGACUGCAGAACUGGACUGUCGAUACGUCUCAUCGGGCUCCACGGUGGUCUUUGAGGGGGAGCUGCAGAAGGGGACUGAAGUGACAUGGCUCUGGGAGGUGCCAAAUGGCACAUUGACUGGCCAGUCCGUGGCAGUCACAUUCCCCACAGCAGGGUUUUAUACGGUCUACCUGAAUGCGUCAAACGACAUCAGCUGGGCUCUGGCCAGCAGGAAUAUCUCAGUACUGGACAGGAUUCAAGGACUGGAAGUUCUUGCCAGCAAGAAGGUGGUGGAGCCAGGGGAACAGGUCACCUUUGUGAUCAGGAUGUUGUCGGGUACCUCUGUGAGUUACUUGGUGAGCAUAAGUGGGGACUACUCUGUGGUGCUCAACGGGUCCAAGUACACGCAUGAGUUCACCAAGAGCGGUGAUUAUUUGGUGACAGUGACGGUGCAGAACCAAAUCAGCAUCGCCCAUGCCCAGGUGCUCAUCUCUGUCCUGGAGGCCGUCCGCAACGUGCAGCUCCUGAACUGCUGUGAGGAAGGCAUACCCACAGGCACGGAGAAGAGCUUCAGUGCCCAGGUGGGGAGUGGCUCCCGUGUCUCAUUCUCUUGGCAGUUCUCCCUGCGGAAAGAGCAAGGUCGCUCUGUGGUCAUUAUGGCAGGAGAGAGUGUUUCCUACACUCCAGAAGCUGCAGGGCUGCUCGAGAUUCACCUCAGUGCCUUCAAUGACUUGGGAGGUAUCAAUAUCACCAGAACCAUCCAGGUCCAAGACCCGAUAGUCCAGGUCUCCCUCACUGCCUCCAAUGCUUUUGUCAACAGGACUGCAGUGUUUGAAGCAGCAGUGGUGCCCAGCAGCAGGAGCGUUGAGUUCUUGUGGACCUUUGGGGAUGGCUCUUCCACUCAAAUGACCAGGGUUGCAGUGGCCAACUAUUCUUACCUGAGCCCUGGGGAUUACCUGGUGGAAGUGAAUGCCACCAAUCUCAUCAGCUUCUUCAUAGCCCACCUCACUGUCACUGUCAAAGUCCUGGAGUGUGAGGAGCCAGAGGUGGAGUUAGCCUUGCCCCCUCAAGUAGUCAUGAAGCGAUCCCAGAGGAACUACCUGGAGGCACAGAUCGACCUCCGAGGGUGCAUCAAGUACCAGACAGAGCACUUGUGGGAGAUCUACCAAGCACCCAGCUGCUUGAACUUGGACAGCUCCAGCAGGAUCCAUCUGCCAAACGUUGAUGUCAACAGGCCCCAGCUAGUUAUACCAAAGCUUGCCCUAGAAGUUGGGAACUAUUGCUUCAUCUUUAUUGUCUCCUUUGGAGAUACCCCACUGUCCAAAAGCAUCUUUGCCAACGUAACUGUGAUACCAAGUAAGCUGGUCCCAAUCAUUGAUGGAGGGUCAUACCGUGUAUGGUCCAACACUCAGGACUUAAUCUUGGACGGGGAGAAAUCCUAUGACCCGAACUUGGAUAACGGUGAACAGACUCCGUUGUUAUAUGAUUGGUCUUGUACGUUCUCCUCCAAGAGCUCGGCUGCAGGGUGCUCUCUGAAUUUCAGUGCCAAGGAAGGAAUUGUCACAAUUUCCAAAGCUGUAUUAGAAGCAGAUGUGGAGUAUACGUUCGACCUCACCGUCAGGAAGGCGGGUAUGAGUCCCGAGGCAACAAAUCAAACCGUAUUCAUCAAGAGAGGGGGAGUCCCUAUCGUGUCCCUGGAGUGCAUUUCCUGCAAGGCUCAGUCUGUCUAUGAAGUUAGCAAGAGCUCCUACGUCUACCUGGAGGGGACCUGCCAAAACUGUCACAAUGACUCCAAGCUUGGGAGAUGGGCAGCACACAGCUUUAAAAACAAGUCUCUCAUCCUGGACAAAAAAACUACCUCCACUGGUGACACGGGGAUGAACCUGGUCUUGAGGCAAGGGGCACUGAAGGAUGGGGAGGGAUAUACUUUCACCCUUCACAUCACAGACCUCACAACAGGGGAGGAGGGAUUUGCCUCCAUUGAUCUGCUCCCAAACCAGCCGCCUGUUGGAGGAUCCUGCCAGCUGUCUCCCAAAGGACCCCUCAGGGCGCUGAUGGCGAAAGUGCACUUUGAGUGUGCAGGCUGGCGAGACACGGAGGACGCGGAGGGCCCACUGGUGUACAUCCUCCUGGCAUCCCGCCGCAGGGCUGGGCACUACCACGAGUUCUGCGUGUACAAGGGCAGCCGUGCCGAGCACAGCGCCUUCCUGCCCCCGGGCUUUCAUGAGAGUGGCUUCAUGGUGUCCGUGUCUGUUCUUGUGCAGGACCAGCUGGGAGCCACCGUGGUGGCCGUUAACCGCUCCAUGGAAAUCGGCUUACCCGAGGGGUUCCCCAGCCUCUCCCAAUGGCUCUACAAUCAAACUGACACUGUGCUCCAGGGCUUAGUGAAGCAAAGGGACCCUCAACAGGUCAUCGAGUACUCUCUGGCCCUCAUCACCAUCUUAAAUGAGUAUGAGCGGUCCAUGCUUCUCGAGCCUGAGACUGGGAAUGAAUUUGAACUCCGGACCUGGACUCGUAACAAUAUCACAGAAACCCUGAACUCGCUGAAUGUGAACACAGUUGAUGAUAUCCAGCAGAUCUCUGCUGCCUUGGCGCAGUGCACGGUGGUGAGCAAGGAGCUGGUUUGCAAGUCAUGCCUGACAAGGACCUUGAACAAGCUGGAGACCAUGAUGACCAUUCUUCAAGGAGAAAUGACCCAGGGCACUGUGACACCAACUGGCAUCGCCGACAACAUCCUCAACAUCACAGGUGACUUAAUUCACCUCGUCAACACGGCAUCACAAGAAUCCAAGCCACAGGAGCUGCUUGCUGAUUCCCACAAUUUGCUGCUAGCUCCCAAAGCCUACAACCUGUCUUCCAGCCUGAUGCGCAUCCUCAUGAAGUCUCGAGUGCUGAAUGAAGAACCCCUUGAACUGGUGGGAGGAGAAAUUAAGGCCACAGGCAAGCGGUCUGAUCCCUUUAACUUGCUUUGCUACGAAAACACACCAAACUGCCAGUUCUCCAUCCCCCAGGCAUUCAACACCACCCUUUCCAACCUAACGGAUGUCAUUCAGGUCAUGUUCCAAGUGGACUCCAAUCCUUUUCCUUUUGGUUACAUCAGCAACUACACCGUGUCCACAAAGGUCGCCUCCAUGGAGUUUCAGACACACAAUGGGGUGCAGAUCCCCAUCGGGAGCCUGGACUCGGAGAAAGCCAUCACUGUAAUGGUGUCAAACAACACAGAUGCUGACAAUCUCUCUGCUGGCACUGAAGUCAUCGAGGCAAGAACAUCUGUGAACCUAAUUGUGACUAUGGAGAGCAACAACAGAGAAGCAGGACUGCACUUCCAGCUCACUUACAGAGUCCUGAAUGAUCACUACAUCGCAAGCGAGCCUGAGCCAUUCAUCAUGGCUUACCUCCACCACGAACCAGAGCCCAAUGAGCACAACUGCAGUGCCUCUAAGAAAAUUGGCCUGGAUGCCCUGGCUGGAAGUGACCACAAGCUCUACACCUUCUUCACCUCCCCCAGAACUGAUGACACCAUCCAGAAAUACUACUUCAACAUCACAAACCAUUUCAGCUGGUCGCCAGUGGAGGUGACUCUGGGGCUGUACACCUCCCUCUGCCAGUACUUCAGUGAGCAGGAGAAACGCUGGAAGACAGAAGGCAUCAUCCCGCUAGAAGAGACCAGGCCAGACCAGGCUGUGUGCUUAACCCAGCACCUCACCGCCUUCGGGGCCAGUCUGUUUGUGCCCCCAAACUCUGUCCAGUUCAUCUUCCCUGCUCCAGGCCCAGGUCUCAACUACAUCGUUCUGCUGACUUGUGCUGUCUGCUUUGUGACCUACUCAGUGGCUGCACUGAUCGUGCACAAGCUGGACAUGAUCGACAUUAACCGAGUGGGGGUGAUUCCCUUCUGUGGGAAGAAUGGGCUGUACAAAUACGAGAUCCUGGUGAAAACUGGCUGGGGCAGAGGAUCAGGUACCACGGCCCACGUGGGGAUCGCUCUGUAUGGCAUAGACAAUAAAAGUGGUCACAGACAUCUGGAUGGAGAAAAUGCCUUCCACCGCAACAGCCUUGAUGUGUUUCAGAUUGCAACAGAGCGGAGCCUGGGGAGCAUCUGGCGCAUCCGCAUUUGGCACGACAAUAAAGGACUCAGCCCCUCUUGGUACUUACAGCAUGUCAUAGUCCGCGACCUACAGAGCAGCAAGAGUUACUUCUUCCUCGUGAAUGACUGGCUGUCGGUGGAGAGCGAGGAGAACGAUGGCAUGGUGGAGAAGGAGGUUUAUGCUGCCAGUGAGACAGAGCUGAGAAGCUUCUCCCGGAUCUUCAUAGCCGAGCUGCAACGAGGUUUCUUUGAGAAGCACGUCUGGCUGUCCAUGUGGGACCGCCCGCCUCGCAGCCGCUUCACCCGUGUCCAGAGAGCCACCUGCUGCUCCCUCCUCAUUUUCCUCUUCCUCUGUGCCAAUGCUGUGUGGUACGGUGUGGUGGGCAACGUACACCUCAGCAACGGGGCCGUUUCCAACCUGAUCCCUGUUAAUGUGGACACAGUGGCUGUUGGUCUGGUGUCCAGCGUGGUGGUCUACCCUCUCUACCUGGUCAUUUUAUUUCUCUUCCGGAUGGCUCGUGGCAAGGUCUCCAUCAACCACACCCUGACUCACUCAGACCAGCAGUCCUUGGAGAUUGACAACUACCUGGACUCUUCGAUCCUCGACAGCUCCUUCCCCACCUUCCCUGGGCUCCGAGCAGAGGCCUUCUCUGAGCAAACCAAGACAGAUCUGUUCUUGGAGGACUCCAAAAGCCUCGUGCGGUGGCCCUCCAGUGAGGCCCUGCUCAGCUGGCCAGACCUCCUCAGCGACCCCUCCAUCAUGGGCAACACUAUCCAGAAGCUGAAGAGAGGCCGGGCCAGCCGCCACCUCGGACUUGAGGCCCCAUUGGCCACUGAGGAGGACAGCUUGUCACUCGGUGUUCACCAAGGACAGCCUCGGUAUUUCUCUGCCUCAGAUGAGGAUCUGAUCCGGCAGAUUCUGGCAGAUGGAGCUAGCGGCAUCUCCCAUUCCCAGGACCUGGGGCCCUACAUGAGGGCUGAAACGGAUCUGAUCUCGGGCCUGUCCAGUGUCUUUGGGGAGAAGGUGGAGACUGUCAUGAUGCAGAAGCUCAACGACAAAGGCCAGAGCAUGGCAGCUCCUCCCAGGGAAGUGAGCAGAUCAGCCAAGUCGACCUGGACAGUUGCAGACCAAACAUUCAGGAAGCGCUUGCUGCCACCCUGGUGCUCCUAUCUGGCUCAUGGUAUCAGUCUCCUCCUCUUCGCCACCUCCACGGGGGUCUCUGUGUGGAUUGGGGUGGGCUUUUCCUCCAGUGUUGCCCUCAUGUGGCUCAUCUCAGGGAUAUUCAGCUUUCUGGCAUCCUUUUUGGUCUGGGAGCCACUGAAGGUUCUGCUGGAAGCCCUCUAUUUCUCUCUGGUUGCCAAACGCUUGCACCCAGAGGAAGAUGAUACCUUGGUGGAGCAUCCGUUUGUUGAGCAUGUUUCUGAGAAGAUCAGCAAAGUCCGGCCCCCGCAGGGCUUCGCCCUUUUCCAGGCCAAGGAGGAGGCCAGGAAGGUCAAACUGCUACACAGGAUGCUGAAGAAUUUCCUCAUCUACAUGAUGUUCUUGCUGGUGAUCCUGCUCACCAACUACGGAGACGCCUCCCGCAACAGCAGGGCCUUCCUCUUGCAGAGCUCCAUCAAGCAGCAGUUGGGCAGCAACGAAUUCCUCCGCAUCAAGAGGUCAGAUCAGUUCUGGGUCUGGAUGUCGCAGGUCUUCCUCCCGUACCUCUACAACAACCAGUCGGGUCAGGAGAGCUACAGCACCACGCUGGGGACAGCCCGGCUGCGCCAGCUCAGGCUGCAGGAGGUUGAGUGCCAGCACAGCGCCUGGGACAUCCUGCACGGCGUGGGCACGGCUGCCAGGGAAAACUGCCCCCCCUCACACGGCUUCUCUACCGCUGACUACGCGGCUGGCUGGGAGAGGGCGGCCGUCAAUGUGACAGCGGCCUGGUCCUACUCACCACCCGACCUGCCGGGGGUCUGGUACUGGGGUUACAUCUCCUUCUACGACAGCAGCGGUUAUGUGCAGGAGCUGGGGGCUUCCCUAGAGGAAAGCAGGGCCCGGCUGAACUUCCUUCAGCAGCACACUUGGAUCGAUAACAUGAGCCGGGCAGUCUUUGUGGAGCUGAUGCAGUACAACCCCAGCGUGGACCUGCACGCUGCCAUCACCCUGCGGCUGGAGUUCCUGGGCGCCGGCCAGGCCAUCGCUGCAGUCACCAUCAGCCCCUUCCCGCUGCUGCGGCUCAGUGGGGGGGUCACGCUGCAGCUUCUCAUGAUGGUCUUCCUCAUGAUGUUUGUGGUCUACUUUGUGGUGUCCGAGUCACUGUCCAUCAAGAAGGAAGGCAGAGCCUACUUCACCCUGUGGGGCAACUAUGGCCAGUGGGUCUUCAUCCUCCUCACCACGUGCACCGUGGUGGUGCACCUCAGCCAAGCCACCCUGGCUGACCAGCAGUGGCUCAAGUACCUCAACAACCGCAGGGGUUUCACCAACUUCUACCAAGUGGCCUUUCUCAACACCGUCUUCAGCACCUUGGCUGCAUCCCUCCUCUUCCUCCUGACCGUGCAGGCUGCCCAGCAGCUGCGUUUCGUCAGGCAGUGGUCUGUGUUCGGGAAAACCUUUCAGAAGUCUGCAAAGGAGCUGACUGCUGCAGGGCUGGCGUUCGCUGUCCUCAUCCUGGCCUAUGCUCAGCUCGGCUUCCUGCUCUUCUCCUCCUCCUCGGAGUCCUUCCGCAGCGUUGGCAGCAGCCUCCUGCUGCUGUUUGCCAUGCUGCGGGGCAGUGUGAGCCUCCGCCCCUGCCUGCCCGAGUCCUCAGGCCUCUACUACCUGUUCUGCACCAGUUACAUCGUCCUGGAGGUGUGGAUCGUGCUGAGGCUGUUCACCGUGGUGCUUAUCCACAGCUACCGGGAAAUGCACUUUGAGCUGUACCGCCCCGCCUUCGAGCCGCAGGACUACGAGAUGGUGGAGCUCUUCGUGCGCAGGCUGAAGAUGUGGAUGGGCUUCAGCAAAGCCAAGGAGUUCCGGCACAAGGUCAGGUUCGAAGGGAUGGAGCCGCUGCCAUCCCGGGAUUCCAGUGACUCCAAAUCCUUCCGGGGCCCCACUCCCAGCGCUGCCUCCGACAGCUCCAGGGCCUCCACCUCCUCCAGCCAGCUGGAUGGGCUGAGCCUGGUGCUGAGCACCCGUGACAGCCUGGAAGUGGAUGCUGACAUCCAACGUCUCCUUUCCCUCUUCGAGAUGCUCCUCGCCCAGUUUGAUCGCGUCAACCAAGUGACAGAGGACGUGUACCGCAUCGAGCACCAGCUGGAGGGCUCUCGCAGCCGCCGUUCCCGGAGGAGGUACGCCCAGUUCUCGGAGGGCAUCCUCGGCACGGAGCAGGGGCCCUCGCCCGAGAUCUCCUCUGACACGGACCUGCAGCCCCCACGGGACGCCCCGCUGACCCCCCACUCUCCCGCCACCCCGCGAGGCAGCCGGGGCUCUGUGCCCAGCCGACUCCUUCGAGCUAGCCGAGGCAUCAGCGUGGCAUCUUCCGUGCUGCCCCCACACAAACCCUAUGCUGCCGGAGCUCCGGCUGUCAAGAAGAAACGGCCCCUCCGGGCCAAGAACAGGGUGCACCCCACUGUCAAAUAACGGGCAGUGUGUGGGCAUGGCGGGGAGCAAGGCCCGGGCAGGGUGGGGAGCGCCUGGGAAGAGGUUUGCGAAGGGUGGGCUGUGCCCGCCGUGCAGACCUGGAGCCUCAGGAGCUGCUGCUUCUGAAAGCUCCUGCCGAGAGGGCUGCUGCCUGCACUGCAGGGGGCUGCUGCCUGCACUAAGGCUGCUCCUGCACCGCGGGGCCUCUGCCUGCGCCACAACCUGCACAGCCACUGUCCUCCCCAGGCCCUGACAGCCACCUCCUGCCUGGUGGUUUCCAGCAUUGGGGUUGGGUGGAGAAGGCUGAGCCUUUCCCGCGGGAUCAGGGUGCAGCAAAAACCCCUCUUGGGGUAGGGCAGUAUUAAAAAGUUGUAUUUUUUUGUUAAAUGGCCGCUGGCCCAAGGCCGCCUUGCUGGGGCCUGGCACGGGGGGGCUGGGACAACACUCACCUCCCUUCCCCACUGGCUGGGCCGGAGGGAGAGGGUGAGGGGAGAGCCCCAGGCCUUGAAGGUUUGAACUGAGUCUUGGAUUGUUGUUGACCAGUCACACUGUGGAGGAAAGCUACAGGUUUUGAGAAGAUAUUUAACCUUUUUUUUUUUUUUUUUAAGCAUAAAUAUAUAUAGAUAUAGAUAAAUGAUAUCUAAGCCCAGAUCAGUUAAUUUCCAAUAUUGGCUACUUUUAUCCUCUGGAAAUUGGUACUAUUAUUUGUAUUUAAAGACACCCAAUAUUUAAAACAAAUGACAUUGCAAGCUGCAGUGAGCUGCUGGCCCUACUGCCUGGCCAGGCUUGAGGGGAUGGCGAGCGGCAGCUCAGCCCCAGGGCUGCAGCUCCAGGCAGGGGGUUGCUGCAGCGCUGGCUUCGCUGCGGCCCCCCACAUCCCCCCAGCCCUGCCCCGGCGCUCACCCCACCCUGCGGUGGCCCAUGGGCGCUGCUGCCCGCUUGGCUUUUCUAAUCCAAGGAAUGUAUUGACGUAAGUAUAUGUUUGGGGGUUUUUUUUGUUUGUUUACUUGUUCAUAUGUACUGCCCAGCACUUUAAACAAUGCUUUCCUCAGCUAACAAUGACACACGCGGUCUAACAAGAACGGGAUAAUAUAUCAUAAAAGCAGUAUUUUUUUGUUUUGAUUUGGUUUUGUUCAUUUGUUUAAAUUGUAAACUGAGCAAGCACUGAUGAAGUGAACGCAGCCCCCAGCACACCCCAGCCUGAGGCAGCCGGGCCAGGAACUCCCAGCAUCUUCCCUAGAGAAGCACAAAAUCAGGGGAGGCAGGUGAAGCCCUAAAGGAGCUUUUGUUGGGGUCCCUGCCCUCGCCCCGCAGCUCCCCAGGACUCACUGGGCUACAGCCGGCCUGUGCUUGCUGUACCCAGCCGGGGAGGGGCUGUGCCACGGGCCCCUCCUGCUCACAGACGGGGUGCUGAGCAGCAGCCGGAGCCUCCCCAGGGGCAGCCAGAGCCUCCCCAGGGCCUGCGUUCACUUCGUCAUUGCCAUUUCACCUGAUGUAUAUUGUAAGUAAUUUAUAUGGGUUGGUCUGUUUUUUUCUUUUUUUUAAAUGUAUAUAUUUUUAUAUGUUUGCUAUAUUUUCAUAGCAUCGGUAACAUGUUUGAAACAUGUAGAUAGGGGACAGAAUAUUAUUGUCAGAGUUAUUUAAAGGAUGUAUUAAGUGCUUCUUCCUGGGAAUGUCCUGUGUAUAUAAGUGUGAGGUGUCUGUGUGCGUGUGGUGCGUGUGCUCUCCCCCUCCGCCGCGGUUCGCCGGUGCUGGGUGGUGGGUGCCCAGCGCCUGCCCCCACCUCGGGAAGCGCCAGGGGGGCACCGAGGGGCCUUAGGCAGCGAGUCCAGACAGGCAGAGCCAUGGGGCAGGGGCCUGGGCGCUGCUGGCGGCCCUGGCAGAGUGAGGGGUGUCCCAGCUGCCUCAUCACGUCACUUCCUGGGUCUCCCCAUCCUGCUCCCAGCUGGUCAGAUGCUUUUAAAGAUUUUGUUCCCGCUGUCCAUGGGCUUCCUUGGCUCCUGGCACCCUUAUGGGCAACUGAAGGAGGACACAGGAGGGCCCAGGGGUGCUCUCUGGGUUUGGUGUAAGUUCCCUUUGAGAAACUCAGGUGCUGUGAAGGCCGGAGGCUGGGGGAAGGUUGCAGAAGGAUGCGGGCAGGGGGAAAACAAGUGUGGGGUGACUUGGAGUGAGAUGGGGGUCAGUCACCAUAGAGGUGUUUGAAGGCGCAGAGUGCAGGGGGAAGCAGAGGAAAGAUUAGUGGUAACCAUGAAGCUUUUUAGUAGAAGGAACAGCAGGUAGAAGCGAGGACAGAGAAGGGCCUGGAGUGCAGGAGAGUAGCUGGAGGAUCCAGCCGGGUGGCAGUGGGUGCCUGGUGCAGGCAGAAGGGGCAGCGAGGGCCCCAGAGUCCCCAUGAGCCCAGGGCUGGGCCUGGUGCUGGCGGUGUGAAGCUUUGCACACGAAGGAUUUGUUCCAGCUUUUACAAACAGCUCCAUCUGCUCCAGAACUCUGACUCUAUCUAAAACCAAUUUUCAAGCCAGAGAUUUAAAACUUUUAGCCUUGUAUUUUUUCUGGUUCCUUUUACUUCACCAAGCAGCACAGCCUCUGGGCUCGCUCUGGUCGGUGCCCCCGACUCUUUCGGCAGUGGGUACGGUGGUGGUGGCUACAAGCCCUGGCCAGAUCCCCUGAGCUGUACCAGGGUACAGCUGAUAACGGCGCUGGGCACAUGCUGCUGAGCUCGUGGGUCCUCCCUGCUGUAGGAAGGACGUAGUUAUAAAGCAAAAUAAAACACCUGCCCCAGAACAACCACUUCUAGCCUCCAGCUCUGCCCUGCAGCCCUUUCCUACUGCAGUGGAGCAAGGUGUGUAGAUCCAGCAGCCCCUGAGGGCCAUGGGGGUACAUUCCGUGAGGAAAACGAACCAAGCAGGUCUUGGAUAUCUCUUGCAUCUUCAAGAGUGAAAAAGUUCAGUUCAGGAGCCCCAGAUCAGCUCUCAGCUGUGUGUGCUUGUUUAAAAGAGGUUGGUGAGAAGAGUUAAGUGCAGGAGGGAGAGACGCAGGCAAGAGGCAGCGGCAAGCAGGGCCCUGACUGCUCUGAAAAGCCUUUAAUAAGCUACGGGGAGGUGAGCGGGCGCUGGGGGCCUGGGGUGCCCCCCCAGGGAAGCAUCAGGAUUCUUGUCCCUAUUUCUUCCAGAGCUUUGCUCUGCGUGUGAGUGUGACUUGAUGCGUGUGACUGACCAAGUGCUGCUUCUAACCGAAGCGGAGCAGCACCAGGAUAGGACAAGUGCCCUCCUCCCUCCCUGCGCUCGAGGGACGGAGAGCAGCUUGGGAACCCACCCUUGUUCCUUGAAAAGCCAAAGGCCUCCGUGAGGGCACGGGGGGCACCACCGCCAGCUUUCAAACAAAUCAUAGUUCUCAUGGCAGCAUUUAUUUGUACAAAACUCCAGCACCACUCGCAGGGCUCCCUACCUGUCCCAGCCGAGGCACCACAUACACGUGCUGAGGUGCAGCCAGAGGUACCGAGCCUGGAGUGAGACCCCUGACAGCAAUAAACUUGACUUUGCAGCCCUCGCUCAUCAAUACUCCUGAAUGUGUAUUUCUGUGUUUGUAGUCACCAAGAGAUGGUCUUAUUUAUUGUCUUAAGUCUCACAAAGAUGAAAUAGUAUCAAGCUGCUUAAAUAAAAAAAACCUCUAUCCAUUAGUUUAAAAGGGAGAGGGAGGGACUUACAUAAGUGCUUUUUGUUGUUUGUUUUUGUUUUGUUUGUUUUUUUUUUUUAAAAAAAAGAACAGAUGAUUGUGACCAAUAUGCCAACUGUUACUGUCUGGUCAGCAUUUCACUGCAAACAAAAAUAGCAUAUUUUGUAACUGUGGGGAUGUUUCUUAAAAAAAUGACAAGGUCAAAUAAAAGAUGACUGCUA
This is a messenger RNA of Athene cunicularia (burrowing owl), 16781 nucleotides long. It is a transcript of the gene PKD1, whose product is annotated as polycystin 1, transient receptor potential channel interacting. The coding region runs from base 37 to 12888 and encodes 4283 amino acids. NCBI's taxonomy places the organism in Eukaryota, Metazoa, Chordata, Aves, Strigiformes, Strigidae. The record is from RefSeq and is a predicted model, not a curated record. Gene Ontology annotation, biological process: kidney development. Gene Ontology annotation, cellular component: membrane. The transcript has 45 exons. Gene Ontology annotation, molecular function: protein binding.